AGGAUUAUAUAAGAAAACUGGUAAACUGGUAUUUCUUGGAUUGGAUAAUGCAGGAAAAACAACAUUGCUACACAUGCUAAAAGAUGACAGACUGGGACAACAUGUCCCAACAUUACAUCCCACUUCAGAAGAACUGACAAUUGCUGGCAUGACUUUUACAACUUUUGAUCUGGGUGGACACGUUCAAGCUCGGAGAGUGUGGAAAAACUACCUUCCUGCCAUCAAUGGCAUUGUUUUUCUGGUGGAUUGUGCAGACCAUGAAAGGCUGUUGGAGUCAAAAGAAGAACUUGAUUCACUAAUGACAGAUGAAACCAUUGCUAAUGUGCCUAUACUGAUUCUUGGGAAUAAGAUUGACAGACCUGAAGCCAUCAGUGAAGAGAGAUUACGAGAGAUGUUUGGCUUAUAUGGUCAGACAACAGGAAAGGGCAGUAUAUCUCUGAAAGAACUGAAUGCCCGACCCUUGGAAGUUUUUAUGUGCAGUGUGCUCAAAAGACAAGGUUAUGGAGAGGGCUUCCGUUGGAUGGCGCAGUACAUUGAUUAACACCAACCCGUACUGGCUUCAGGUCUCAACAUUCAGGCCUACUCAGAGAUUUUAUCACUCAACAUGCAUAACUUGAAUUCAAUAGACUUUUGUUGCUUAUAAAAUAGUUGUUUUUUAGAUUAUUAAUAUUAUAUCAACUUAAUUUGAGUGAGAAUUGAAAACUGAUUCAAGUAAAUUUGAAUAUCACACUACAUCUAUUAGCUUUCUAAUUCCAUAAAAUAAUUCAUUUUUACAGUUUGUAAUCUGACAUCACCCCCGCGCCAUUUAUAAAAACAAUUUUACAGCAGUACAUUUGAAGCACUUUUUAAUAACAUGAAACUACAGGUGUCCACCAUAUUUAAAAGCUCAUCAUGUUAAAUUUUGUAUGUACUUUUUUGGAACUAGUUUUUAAAUUUUAGAUUGUAUGUCCACCUGUAUUAAGUGUACAGUUAAUAAUUAGCUUAUCAGUAAUUGCAUGAUGCCUUAUAGUUUUCAAUAAUAUUUUUUCUUAUGCAAACGUCAUGCAAUAAAACAAACUCUAAUGUUUGGCAUCCUU
This is a messenger RNA of Otolemur garnettii (small-eared galago), 1076 nucleotides long. It is a transcript of the gene SAR1B, whose product is annotated as secretion associated Ras related GTPase 1B. Lineage: Eukaryota; Metazoa; Chordata; Mammalia; Primates; Galagidae. The coding region runs from base 74 to 541 and encodes 155 amino acids. Gene Ontology annotation, cellular component: endoplasmic reticulum exit site; COPII vesicle coat. The transcript has 5 exons. Gene Ontology annotation, molecular function: GTP binding; GTPase activity. Gene Ontology annotation, biological process: membrane organization; endoplasmic reticulum to Golgi vesicle-mediated transport; vesicle organization. The record is from RefSeq and is a predicted model, not a curated record.